Messenger RNA from Equus quagga, 1086 nucleotides. RefSeq names its product zinc finger protein 670-like. The transcript has 4 exons. The record is from RefSeq and is a predicted model, not a curated record. Gene Ontology annotation, molecular function: DNA-binding transcription repressor activity, RNA polymerase II-specific. Lineage: Eukaryota; Metazoa; Chordata; Mammalia; Perissodactyla; Equidae. Bases 121 to 1086 code for a protein of 321 amino acids. Gene Ontology annotation, biological process: negative regulation of transcription by RNA polymerase II.
GUGGGGAGGUGUUGUCUGGCCUACGGGUCCUGGUGGCUCUGCCGCAGCCUCUGUCGCGCUGUGACCUGCACUGGCCGUGGGGGUUGUAGGAAGGACUCGGGGGACCCAGGAGCCCUAGAAAUGGACUCAGUGGCCAUUGAGGACGUGGCUGUGAACUUCACCCCAGAGGAGUGGGCUUUAUUGGAUCCUUCACAGAAGAAACUCUACAGAGAUGUGAUGUGGGAAACCUUCAGGCACCUGGCCUCAGUAGGAAGAACAUGGGAAGAUUGUGAUCUUCAAGAUCAGUACAAAGACCAGGGGAGAAAAGUAAGUUCUACCACCUCUCUUUCAAAACAUGACAGAACGCACACAAGAGGGAAACCCUAUGAAUGUAAAAAAUGCAGUAAAGCAUUCACUUGUUCCAGUUCUCUUCAGAGACAUGAAAGAAUUCAUACUGGAGAGAAACCCUAUGAAUGUAAAAAAUGCAGUAAAGCAUUCACUUGUUCAGGUUCUCUUCGAGUUCAUGAAAGAACUCAUACUGGAGAGAAACCCUAUGAAUGUAAAAAAUGCAGUAAAGCAUUCACUUAUUCCAGUUCUCUUCGACUUCAUGAAAGAACUCAUACUGGAGAGAAACCCUAUGAAUGUAAAAAAUGCAGUAAGGCAUUCACUUGUUCAGGUUCUCUUCGAGUCCAUGAAAGAAGUCACACUGGAGAGAAACCCUUUGAAUGUAAAAUAUGUCGUAAAGCCUUCAGUUAUACCAGUUCUCUUUCAAAACAUGAAAGAACUCAUACAGGAGAGAAACCCUAUGAAUGUAAAAACUGCAGUAAAGCAUUCACUUGUUCCAGUUAUCUUCGAAAACAUGAAAGAACUCACACUGGAGAGAAAUCCUAUGAAUGUAAACAAUGCAGUAAAGCAUUCACUUGUUCCAGUUAUCUUCGAAAACAUGAAAGAACUCACACUAGAGAGAAAUCCUAUGAAUGUAAAGAAUGCAAUAUAGUCUUCACUGCUUCCAAAUAUCUUCUAGUCCAUUUAAGAAGUCACACUGGAGAAAAAGCCUAUGAAUGUGAGCAAAGUGAGAAAGGCUUUAGUUCUCAUGCAAACUUUUGA